AGUAAAACUUUUCUAGAUUAUUUUAUUUUUCAAAUGGAAUACAGUUUCUCAGUUUUUGCCUUAAGAACGUAUUUCGUAAAAACACUUUUGCAUACAAAUUUGCGCGCACAACAAAUAAGCACGAGUUAAUUUGUAACUGGAAAAGAUUGAAAAAGAAAAAAACAAAAAGCAUUUCCAAGGGCGGAAAAUGUAUAAUAUAUAAUACGGCAACUGCUACUCCAAACUGUGGGUUACAUAUAUAUUUUUUUUUAAUAAAUUAUUCGAAUUUUUUUAUUUCCGCUGUACGGCAUAUUAGGAGCAUUUUCUCACAAUUCACCAUGGUAGAGAGAACCAACAGGAUCACCUUUUCCAACAUUGUUGCGAUCACACUGUUAGUACUGGCCUCGAACUAUUCCAAUGAGCCAAGCAACUAUGACGUGCCACUGAACGAAGAAGCGAACUACCUAAUGGGGAGCCAUGCAGGUGCCAGAACGAGCAGACUAUUAGGACACAGAGGAAUGGACGCAGAUCGUCGAAAAAGGCAAACUGGUUUUAAAAGUAAAACAAAGGAUCUCAUCGAUAUGGACGACAACGCGUAUAGUGACACCAGCUCAGUUAAUGAAAGCUUGGAAUCAUUUAGCUCCAUCAGUACGUACGAAAGUUCUGAUGCAAGCAUGGACGAUGUUAGUACUAUGACUAGUGCUAGUGCGGAUUCGUUGAACUCCAUGGCGCCGUCAGAAGCGAGCUCAUACCAGAGCAGCCACUUUUCAAGCGCGACUACACCCUCAUUGAAGGACCGUUUUAACAAAUUGAAUAAAACUAAUAAUAGCCACACCAUGACUGGUACCCGCACGCCCCAAUUGAAAGAUAGCUUUCGCAAAACCAACACAUUUGACGAUAGCAGCAGCACCAUGUCCAGUCUCGACUCCCUAAGUUCCGAGGCGCCCUCACAAGCAAGUACCUACCAGAGCGGCAAUUACUCCAGCGUGGAUUCUUUAAAUUCCGAGGCGCCCUCACAAGCCAGUACCUACGAUAGCAGCAACUUCUCCAGCGUAGAUUCCCUAAACUCCGUGGCGCCCUCACAAGCCAGUACCUACGAUAGCAGCAACUUCUCCAGCGUGGAUUCUUUAAACUCUGUGGCGCCCUCACAAGCCAGUACCUACGAUAGCAGCAACUUCUCCAGCGUGGAUUCUUUAAACUCUGUGGCGCCCUCAGAAGCAAGUACCUACCAGAGCAGCAAUUUGUCCACCAGCACUAAACGUACAUUGAAGGACCGCUUUAACAAAUUGAAAAAAGGUAGCUCUAGUAAAAGCACCAUGUCCAGUGUGGAUUCCCUAAAUUCAAUAACUCCCUCAGAAGCGAGUAAAUUCCAGAGCACAGAUUUUUCCAGUGUGAAUAAGCGCAAAUUUACAGAACGCUUUAACAAAUCUCGUAAACAGACCGAUGGCAGCUCCGUGUCUACUCUGGACUCCCUAAGCACCAUGGACACUUCAGAUGGAAGCCUGUACGAUGAAAGUAACCUGUCUAGUUUAAAUUCUCUAAGAAUGAAAAGAGACUUUAAAGGAUAUAAUAUGGAUACUAGUACUGCCUCCAGUUUGAAUUCCAUAAGUAUGCUGGACAUUUCAGAGGAUAACAAAUUUAAUAGUAGUGCUAUGUCUAGCAUUAACACAUUAGGAAUCAUGGACGACUCGACUACUUCCCUGGACUACGAAAGUUCAUACGAUACAGACUAUGAUGGAUCUGUUUAUGACUCACGAAGAAAGUACAAUAGAAGAGGUACAUACGAUUACGAUGGUGAUUACGAAAGUAGUUACUACAGUCGCGAUACGGGAUCUAGGCUCUCAGAUUAUGAUGGUGAUGAAUCGUCCAUAUCAUCACUUCCGCUAGUGAAGCAGUCCUACGAUUUAUGUCAGUUACCACCCAAAAGAAAAAAAACAGGAGUAACUGGACUUAUUAAGAAAAUAGAUAAAUCGUAUGAGAAGCAAUUUAUGAAACUCCUUGCCAAAGAUCACAGAAAUACCAAAGCAGGGCAAAGCAAAACCUCUAGGAAGGCCAAGCUGUACGCCAAAAUUCUUUCUCCUCUCAUAGCUAGCGCUUCAGUUGUACUUGGCAUGAUGUGGCUUGGAUAUGCCACUCCGUUUAUCUACGCUGGAGGUGCCUUAUACCUAGUAGCCUCAUCAUACGUCUAUAAGAAGUACAGAAAAAGUGUUAAAAAGCACAACAAGCAAGAUGCCCUUGGCUUCCCAGAAAGAAGAGCCAUCACUUUUUAAGCCCCAGGAAAAAUCGAAAACAAAAUAAAAAUAAAAUCUCACUAUAUAUAACAAAUCACCAUUUUUAAUAUUCGUAAAUAUUUCCCCAUCUCAAGAGCCUUUUUUGUCAUCG
This is a messenger RNA of Plasmodium vivax (malaria parasite P. vivax), 2361 nucleotides long. RefSeq names its product Pv-fam-d protein. The coding region runs from base 318 to 2249 and encodes 643 amino acids. The transcript is spliced from 2 exons. NCBI's taxonomy places the organism in Eukaryota, Apicomplexa, Aconoidasida, Haemosporida, Plasmodiidae. The record is from RefSeq and is a predicted model, not a curated record.